AUGCCAAACCAACGGUAUGAUGCUGAAUGUGUUGACACUAAAGUGCUCACCGAACACAUUCAUUUCCGUAAUGGCCGUGUUGCUUUAAACCGUUUAAUGAAAUCUCCCAUGUCUGAGAAAAUUUACAACUGGGAAGAUCCUCACGAGAGCAAGCGUGGUGUGCCGAAUGCUGGUCUCGUCCAUCUUUACGAGAAGUGGGGAUUCGGUGGGUUUGGAAUAAUUUUCACUGGAAAUCUAGUGAUCGACCCGAAACAUCCAUACGAAGCUGGACAAGGAAUCGUGUCGAAAGAAAACGACAGUCCAGUGAUGAGAGAUUGGUACGCAAAGAUGGCGAGAGCUAUGAAAGCCAAUCACGCGUUGGCUAUUGCUCAACUUAAUCAUCCAGGAGCAUGGGCGUUUAACAGUUAUACGGAUGGAAGCGGCCGUAAGCACAUCAUCAGUGACGGUGCAGAUGACAUUCUGAAUGCUCCAAAAAGUGUUGUGAAGACGGAACUGAUUGAUAGAGUUGUCUAUGCUGCUAAACUGCUCUCUAACUGUGGAUUUGAUGGAAUUGAAGUUAACACGGCUUUUGGAAAUCUAUUUUGUCAAUUCCUCGGCAACAAUAACAAGAGAACUGACGAAUAUGGAGGUGACAGUCUUGUAAAGAGAACCCAAUUCCACAUUGACUUAUUGAAUGCAAUUCGUAAAGAGGUUCCGGCAGCUGGAGGGUUUCUGGUUGGAUUGAAACUCAACUCAGCAGACUUCCAGAAUAAUUUCUCUAAUGAUGAAGUCAGUCGUCUCUGUGAGAUUCUUGAAGAAGGGGGGUAUGACUUCGUUGAACUCACUGGUGGGCAGAUGGAACAAUGUGUGCAAGAAGCUCAACAGAGAGCAAGCACUAUCGCUCGUGAAAAUUAUUUCUUGGAAUUUAUCGAAACCGUUGCUAAAUCAUUCCGCAAGACUGUCGUUUACAUCACCGGAGGAUGGCAGACUGCUUCGGGAAUGGUCAACGCUGUCAAGCUGAACAUCACUCAAGGAAUCGGUUUUGCAAGAGCUGCUGCUGCCGAACCGGAUUUACCACGAAAACUGCUUAGUGGAGUUGCUCAUGCCACACUCGAUAAUAAGUUCUCCCCAGCAGACUACUUUACUUCCAAACACGCAGCUCACUUCCAGAUUAAAACUAUGGCUGGACGUUCGAUAAAUGACGUUGUUAGACCAACCGACGGGCUACCGGAUUUCACAGAUGAAAAAGAAGCCAAAAACUUUGCCGAAAAGGCAGGAGAAUACAUGAAGUUCGUUGCAACUGAUGGGAAACCAGAUACCUUCGCUGAAGUUAUUAAAUAUACACCAAUUCAUUCCUAA
Molecule: messenger RNA, 1338 nt
Organism: Caenorhabditis remanei
Lineage: Eukaryota; Metazoa; Nematoda; Chromadorea; Rhabditida; Rhabditidae
Exons: 4
Coding region: 1-1338 (445 amino acids)
Molecular function (GO): oxidoreductase activity; FMN binding
Source: RefSeq, a predicted model, not a curated record